Molecule: messenger RNA, 1740 nt
Organism: Penicillium alfredii
Lineage: Eukaryota; Fungi; Ascomycota; Eurotiomycetes; Eurotiales; Aspergillaceae
Product: MDR family MFS transporter
Exons: 2
Coding region: 1-1740 (579 amino acids)
Biological process (GO): transmembrane transport
Molecular function (GO): transmembrane transporter activity
Source: RefSeq, a predicted model, not a curated record
AUGGCCAACCCUCAGCCCACCGAAACAUCUCACCAACAUCCAAACAAGAACAACAAUGCCUCGACAGACCAGGAUGCAGCGCAGAAGACGAAAUCAGAAGAGCACAUCGUCACUGGCCUACGACUUGCCUUCAUCAUGGCAGCAAUACUCAGCGCUAUGUUCCUCGUGUCCUUGGACCGCACCAUAAUUGCAACAGCAGUACCAGCCAUCUCAGACCAAUUCUACGCAAUCGACGACAUUGGCUGGUACGCCAGCGCAUACCUCGUGACCAGCAGCGCGACCCAACUGCUCUGGGGCCACAUCUACACCUUCUACUCAACCAAGACACUAUUUCUGACCGCCGUGAUUGUAUUCGAGGCAGGCUCCGCACUGUGUGGUGGAGCACCCAGCUCCAACGCAUUUAUUGUUGGACGGGCCAUCGCGGGGAUUGGGUCGGCGGGCAUCUUCAACGGAGCCACGGUCAUCGUCUCGCAGAUUCUGCCGCUGCAUAAGCGACCAAUGUUCAUUGGGCUUAUGGGCUCGACCUUUGGGGUUUCUUCGAUUAUUGGCCCUUUGCUCGGGGGUGCGUUUACGGACCGGGUUACUUGGCGCUGGUGCUUUUAUAUCAAGUGGGCUAUCUAUCCUGAUCGGACAACGACUAUGGUAAUGCUAAUCCUCCCAUCUUCUAGUCUUCCUAUUGGGUGUGUCAGUCUGAUAGUCAUUGUUCUAUGUCUGCGCGCCCCGCCUCGCUCCACGACCGCAACCUUCAAGCGCCAGUUCAUCCGACUGGACCCCCUUGGCACAAUCCUAUUCCUGCCCGGUGUGGUCUGCUUCCUUCUAGCACUGCAAUGGGGUGGAGCCACCUAUUCCUGGAGCAAUAAGCGUAUCAUCGCUCUCCUAGUGCUCGCCGGGGUCCUACUGGUCGCCUUUGGUGCUGUCCAGAGCUGGCGCCGGGAAGACGCGACGAUUCCACCACGGAUCAUCAAGCAGCGCAGCAUUGCUGCCGGUGCCGUGUAUACAUCAUGCCUCUCCGGGGCAAUGAUAUCCAUGCUAUAUACGCUGCCGCUGUGGUUCCAAGGCGUCAAGGGGACGAGUGCGGUGCAGUCGGGACUAGACAAUAUCCCAAUGGUGUUGUCACUAGUGGUAGCAAGUAUUCUAUCCGGGGCGGCCAUCACCCGACUAGGCCACUACGUGCCAUUUAUGUUCAUGGCAUCCACUCUCAUGGCCACUGGCGCUGGUCUGAUUACCACAUUCACUGUCGAUACGCGUCACCCAGCCUGGAUCGGAUACCAGGUGCUAUUCGGGCUUGGGCUUGGGUGCGGCAUGCAGCAACCGGCUAUGGCAGCUCAGACUGUCCUGGAUCAAGCGGAUGUCUCGAUCGGCAUCGCUAUCAUGUUUCUCUUUCAGUCGCUCGGUGGUGCUAUCUGGGUUUCUGUUAGCCAGAACCUUUUCACUAAUUACCUCGCUUCGGCUCUGCCCGGUAUCUCCGGUAUUAACGUUGCUGCCGUUCUUAGUUCCGGGGCCACUCAAUUGGCGCAGACUGUUCCGCCUGAUAAGCUAUCUGCAGUGCUGACAGUCUACAAUGCGGCCCUCCAUAGAGCUUUUAUCCUGCCAGUGGCCCUCGCUUGUUUCAUGGUGGUUCCCGCACUAGGAAUGGAAUGGCGCAAUGUGAAGCGGGAGAGUGAGAAGAGGAAAGAGGAAGCCCGACAGAAGGACAAUCAUUCGGAGAAGACGGAGAAAAGGGAGAUUUCCGAUGUUUGA